GGAGCGCUCUGUGGGAAAGUUAUUUAGUAGAGUUCGGACAGAGGUGGAGUCCUAAAUUAGCGUUUGGAUAUCAUUCAUAAGUGUUAAAUUGAGUGAAAAAUUUACGUCUAAGUAAGCAGCUUCUAGUAGAAUGAUUUAAGACAAACGGAGUGCUGCGGGUUGGUUGUUACACAAUUACCGUUUUAUAACGUAAGCUUACUAGGCGUGUACCUACCCGUUCGCGUUGCGCUUACCAUAGAAGUAAAUUGAAUUUGGAGAAAUCUACCGUUUGGUGUGGGUGGUAUUACAAUUGAUUUCGCUUUCCGGAGUGUAUUCUAUAGUUAUGCGAAUGGACCCGCUGUGGUGGCUUAAAUAACAGAAUCGGGGAAGCGUUUCGCAAUCGCCAUUAUAGUCAGUGCUAUUAUUCAUCGGAAUCAACUCAAUCGUGCGACAGAUACCUGCUCUUUGUGCUAAACGCAGCGCAGUACGUUGGUGUGAGUUAUCGGAGAGGAAAAAAAUUGAAAACAACUUUUCCAUACAAACACCGGCGCACCUGUGAUUAACGGCCGUGAGCUCAGGUGGAUUAUUUACGUGAAAGCCAUUCAAGCUAGGAUAAGACUACACUGAAAUUAAUUGACAAUACUGGGAAUAAUACCAACAAUAUUUCCCGUAUGUCCAGCAAUAGUGCAAAUGGAAAAUAUGAUGAUCAAACAGCAAUAGGAAUGCAGUCCAGUGGUCAAUAGUGCUUUUUAUUUUCAGAGAAGUAACACCAGUAAGGUGGUAGUGGGUUUAUAGCAGACAAAUUGAAGGUGUUUGUGAACGAACCGAAGAAGAAAAAAAAGAUACAAAAAUAAGUGAGCAACGAAAAGGCAACAGUCACGCAUACCGAUAGUUAGUUUCAGUUUAAAACAAACGACUCAACCAUCAGUGCCCGGCAUGGCGAGCGGGGUUAAACUAAAUUCCGUAUCGACAACAAUAUUUUGUUGGAUAACGAUACUAGGUCUAGCGCAAUGCCAAAAGAUUCCGAGCCUGCAAAUCCUUCCGGCAGCAUCUGUCCAGCGCAAACCGGUGGGAGCGUCACUGCUAUUGACCUGCCGACCCGACGUUCCCGAUAGCACACUGAUAUCUGAUCUGCGGUGGAGCGACAAUCGCAACAUGACUAUACCGCCGAAAGCGACAAAACAUUACUAUCCACAGUACGAUUCUAAGGGUCGAAAACUCCCAGCGAAAGCGGGCCAGUCAUCUCCACCGAUUUACACCGAGUCAAUCGCAAGCGGGCAAGCGUUGGCGCUGAUAUUCAACUCAUUGCAGGAGUCGAUGGCCGGCGUCUAUUACUGCGCGGCGUCCUACUCCGUUACCGAGCAACUUGGCGCGUUCGUUGCAGUGGAAACUUACGCCGCUAUCACAUGGAAGAAUGCUCCAGAGGACCAGCGACCGAUCCUGGGCGAGGAUUACAUUGUUCGCUGUGAGGUGACAGCCAAUCCACCAGCCACAGUAGAUUGGCUCCGAGAUGGAGAUUCGAUUAGAUCCGUUGGUCGAUAUGUCAUCGAAAACCGGGGCCUGCUAAUUAAGAAUGUAUCAGAGAGUGACGACGGUCUGUACACGUGUCGAGCUGCGGUGAUAAUGACAGGAGAACUGGCGAAACGAGUUAUUCGAGUGGAAGUCCAAAUUAAGCCAGAAGUGCAAAAGCUGCCACCUACUCUGGAUGCCGUCGAAGAUCAAUCGUUCUCCUUCUUAUGUAAUGCCACUGGCAAACCCGUGCCUGAAUUCCAGUGGAUAAAGAAGAGCACCCAACAGAACGUGGCCGAUAUUGAUAGAUUUUCUGUUAACCCUUUAACUGGCCAAUUGGAUAUUAGCCGAGUGGAUAAAGACGAUCACGACACGUAUACUUGUGUUGCUAAAAAUGCCGCGGGAAUUUCCGAAUCGACCACUAAACUGAACGUGCUCAUUCGUCCAAAGAUCGUCGAGUUCAUGAAUAUCACCGUAUCUGAGCAUAAGGAGGCUGUCCUUGCGUGCAGAGCCUUCGGUAGACCACCACCAGAAAUUACAUUCCGACGAUUUGGAACGACUGAGGAAUACUCAGUCGGUUUACAAGUCAGUGAUGAUCGUAUUGUUCUGGAUAUGGACACUAAUACUGAGACUAGUGAAACUAUCGGUACGUUACGAAUUUCCAAACUAACCAGGACAGACGACGGCUUAUACGAUUGUAUAGCCCGUAAUCCCGGAGAUGUAGCGUACAAAGUAGGACACAUUACUGUCGAGUACAAACCAAACUUCGACCAUCUGAAGCUGCUACCACCGGUGUUUACGUGGGAACAGCGUACAGCCAAUCUCAGUUGCUUUGCUCAAGCAAUCCCCAAUGCUACUAUUGAGUGGCGCUGGAAUGAUCGCCGUGUCGUGGAUCUGAGUGAUUCGAACAUGGAAGUUCAGAAUCAUGGCUUACGAAGCGAUUUAAUUAUCAAACCACUAGAUCAUCGUUAUUAUAGUAGUUAUAAGUGCGUAGCAACUAACAAAGUGGGUGAUGCGUCACACAUCAUGGAACUUCGAGAAGCUCGCAUUCCUGAUGCAAUUGUGCAAGCUAAACCUCGUUCCGUGAGCGCAACCUCCAUGACUUUCGAUAUUAUACCACCUGCUGUAGAGAAAGGGUUACCAAUCACGGCCAUUUCUGUGCAAUACAAAGAAGAAUUCAAUCCUGACUGGAACAUUGCUAUGAACCGGACUUGGUCUCCGGACAGUCCUUACAUUGUCGAAGGGCUGCGACCGCAAACGUCUUAUAAUUUCCGGUUUGCUGCGAGAAACGUUGUUGGUCUCGGACAGUGGAUGGCCUACGUUACGCAUUCGACACCGAAACGAUCCGAACCGGAAACCCCGAAAACGUUGCACACACCGAUCCAGGAAGAGGACGAAGAAGAUGAUGCCAUCGUAGCAUCCCCGUACGCCGAUCAUUUCGAGCUGCGGUGGAAUGUGCCCGUAGACAAUGGGGAACCCAUUUCGUUCUAUCGGGUAAAAUACUGUCCGGGUUCGAAAAUAAAUGGUGUGUGGACGGAACUAGAGGGUGCUUGCAUCGAGGAGGACAUACCAAUCGCGACGCACUAUGAGAUGCGUGAUUUGCAGGCCGAUACGUACUAUCGGAUAGAGCUGAUGGCGCACAAUGCCAUAGGAUUCUCGAAACCGGCUCACCUGCUGCUGAAGACUGCCCGAGGUAUCGACGUGGUGCUGCGAGUAGACGAACAUGCCCUCUCUUCAGCCGCCGUCAUCGGAAUCGUGGUCGGCUGUGUCCUGCUGCUGUUACUGGUCAUCGAUAUCCUGUGCUGCCUGAUAGGCAAUCUCGGUCUGCUGGCAACGAUGUGCAGAAGAACGAAGCGAUCGCCGUCGGAGCUCGGAGACGAAGAGAAACUGGGAAGGGACGACGAAAAGCAACCGUUGAAUUCCUUGCCCGAAGCUGGUGUGAAAACUAACAUGUCAGUGGAAUUCGAUGGCAGAGGAGUGCAGACCCGAAGUGGCGAGAUUAUCGGCAAAAACUCGGCAGUGUAAAUUGGACGAAUGCCGGUGAACAACCAAAAACCGACGACGCUAGGUGUUUUCAUGGCGUAUGAUGACAUUACGAGACCACAGUGCAUUUGUGACCAGGGUAACCAUUCCAGAGCGUGCUGGGAUCGGUGCGGUGAAGAACUGAAAGGGAUGCAACUGAAAAGUCCUCACAAAAUUGUGUAUAAUUAGCUAUUAGUUUUAGAGCGGAUUUCCUACUUACUAUUUAUAAUGUAAUAUGCUAUUAGAGCAGGACGUGAAAAAGGAUUAAUUCGUAUACACUUUAUGAUUCGAGAAGUUAGAACCAAAUUUUCCUUUGAUGAUCUAUAGUCGAGCAACCGCUACUAAAAGUUUAAAUAAAAUCCAACCAUAAACAUAUAAAUUUCCGAUGUUCUUUGAAUCAUUAUCCUAUUAUUAUUCAAUACCUGAAUCGUAAGAAUAAUUGAACAGUGAUGCAUUGUGUGCUUUUGCUAACCAAAGUAAAAACGAUUAAAUUAAUCGUUCUAAUCGUAGAUGCGGCAGUAUUACUGUUUGUUUUACAUUGAAAUUAAAGAAGGAAGAAUGUGUGGAUAAGGAACAAAAUACAAAGAUAGAACCGUUGCUUGGACUAUUCGAAAGGGGUUCAUAAUAAUCUGUUAAAUUUUUAGCUAACAGGCAAACAGCUAACAGGCUAACAGGCGGAAUAAAAUAAUACUUCUCAGUAAAUAAUGUACUGAAUGGUAUAAACAAUAGUAUUUUGAUGUACUCGCAUUCGUUCAAACUCACAUGUUGCAUUGUUCGAAAGCCGAAUGAAAUCGUAAAUAUUUUUGUUUCGAUGCUAUAUGUACUAUGUAAAUUCCGGGCUGAUACUAGCUUAUUUGGUUCGAAGGCGCUUAAUACGGAAAUGUACGAACACAUUACUCAAAAAUGAUUGAUAGGCGAGGAUUGAGACUCAAGCAGGGUGCUUCCAGUGUAUAUUUAGGGUUAACUUUGAGAAGUGAUUAUUCAUCAUUUUAGGGGGGCUCCGUAGCCGCAAGGUUACCGAGUCUGCUUUGACAAGCGAGUGGUCGUGGGUUCGAAUCUUAGUAGAAUCAAGCCAUUCUCGAUGUCAAGUGACUUUAGCAUGGGUUUAUUCUCAGGCCCCUCCAUUUACCCUUCCUUCGUGCUGAAUUCUAUAUUUACCCUCUGAAGCCUCUUAACAGUGCAAAUGUCCCUCCUAUAGUUAAGUGUACUGGUCAG
Molecule: messenger RNA, 4725 nt
Organism: Sabethes cyaneus
Lineage: Eukaryota; Metazoa; Arthropoda; Insecta; Diptera; Culicidae
Gene: Fas2
Product: fasciclin-2
Exons: 10
Coding region: 916-3513 (865 amino acids)
Biological process (GO): homophilic cell-cell adhesion
Cellular component (GO): neuron projection; plasma membrane
Molecular function (GO): protein binding
Source: RefSeq, a predicted model, not a curated record